AUGUCGAAUGCUAGCAUGGACGAUUUCAAGCCAAACUCGGUGUUUGUCGAGGAUGCGGAGCAAGCGCAGCACCUUGGAAGCUAUAGCCAGAAUAUCAAUGCAAGGAUUCUCAAUCCACUUGCCGGCGUCACCAAAGAUGAUCUAUACGAUCGCGUUUAUCGAUUCUGCCAAGAAUAUGGAUUUGAAGACCAAGUCGAGUUAUUUCAGAAGGGAACUCUGGCAGCACAACAUCAGAAAGGACUUGAGGACCUGACAGAACUGAGUGAUGAGGACAAAUACUACCUGGAGCGAGAGUAUACCCAUAAAUGGCAUUUGCCGAAAGACCUUUAUUUCAGCAUCGCACAGUGUUCUCUAGGAUCAGCAAUUCAAGGAUGGGACAAUACGGGUGCAAACGGUGCCAACCUCUCAUUUCCACAAGAAUUUGGCAUUGAAAAUGAUACUUGGCUGAAAGGUGUGAUUAACUCUGGACCGACUUUAUUUGGGCUUCUGAGUGCCUGGGCAGCAGAUCCUCUCAACAAUUGGCUUGGUCGCCGCGGUACCGUCUUUCUCACCGGCCUCUUUGGCUUUUGCUCCAACUUGAUAUUUUAUCGUGUUGGUCGGCUUGCAUGGCGCUUCCAGCUUGCCGCUGCCUUUGCUCUUGCAGUGCCGGUUUUGAUCUUUGUUUGGUUCUGUCCUGAGUCCCCGAGAUGGCUUAUGAAGAAAGGUCGCUACCAAGAAGCAUUUCACUCAUUCUGUCGGAUACGCAAUACCGAACUGAUUGCGGCUCGAGAUUUGUACUAUACCCACUGCCAGGUAAUGACUGAGCGAGAUGCCUUCUCAGGAGUGUCCUUUGCACAUCGCUUAUGGGAAAUAUUCACUAUUCCCCGCCUGCGUCGUGCCAUGAUCUCUAGCGCGAUCCUAGUCACCUCUCAACAGUUUUCAGGGAUCAAUAUCAUGAGUUUCUACUCAUCAACAAUCUUCUCAGAUGCUGGUUAUUCUACCCGAGACUGUCUUCUCGCUUCUCUUGGUUACGGACUAACCAUGUUCGUCUUUGCCCUCCCUGCUAUAUGGACGAUGGACACAUUCGGCCGUCGAAAUCUGUUACUGUUCACUUUCCCGAACAUGGCUUGGUGUUUGCUAGCAGCAGGACUUUGCUUCCUGAUUUCAAGUGACUCCAGUGCUCGAGUGCCACUCAUAGCAUUUUUCAUCUAUUUAUUCACGGCACUAUAUAGACCUGGAAUGGGACCAAUCCCGUCGAUCUAUUUCAGCGGAGCAUUCCCGUUGUCUCAUCGUGAGCUAGGCGCUGCACUCACAAUAUGUGUUAAUAAUGCCAUCGGGAGUGUUCUGACUAUCACAUUCGGGUUCUACGCGGGGCUCAAUUUGAUUUCCUUUAUCGCCAUUUUCUUUGUCGUGCCUGAGACCAUGCAACGUACUCUCGAGGAACUUGAUUACACUUUUGGAGUGCCUAUUCACCGGCAUGCUAGAUAUCAGAUCGGUACUUGGCUGCCGUGGUUCAUUCGGCGCUAUAUCCUCUUCCAGCGAUCAGUCAAAUUAGAGCCCCUGUAUCAACUAGAGGGACUCUAG
This is a messenger RNA of Penicillium malachiteum, 1563 nucleotides long. RefSeq lists its product as uncharacterized. The record is from RefSeq and is a predicted model, not a curated record. Gene Ontology annotation, biological process: transmembrane transport. The transcript has 12 exons. Gene Ontology annotation, molecular function: myo-inositol:proton symporter activity. The coding region runs from base 1 to 1563 and encodes 520 amino acids. Gene Ontology annotation, cellular component: membrane. NCBI's taxonomy places the organism in Eukaryota, Fungi, Ascomycota, Eurotiomycetes, Eurotiales, Aspergillaceae.